AUGACGGACUCCUUUUCCCGGGCCUCAUACAAGUCCAAAACUCUCAGCAUUAAUGUCCCCAAGUCAGAGGAGAAGUCCCUUCUUCAGAAGCGUGCCAAGUUAGGUGGCUGCAGUGGCGAUAAAGCCCAAACAGUAAAGGACAGCAUCGUAUGCGCCGCAAAAAUUGCAAGUGCCGGUGCGGAUAGCGCUAAGAAGCCCUCGGAUCUCUCCAGGACGUUUUUCAAGACAGACGAAAAAUCUGCCCUGAAGCAGGUCUCAAGCCGCUUAGAAGUCAUUGCAGAGGAAGCCAAAGCUGUAGCCUCAGGAACGUUUACUACCGCACACCAUCGCCAUCGUGUGCUGAUGGAUCGACCGCCUACUCUCAAUAUGAUUGUAUUGGCGGCAGCAGUACUCCAACCAAUGUCAGAGUCUAUAGCUGUUCUGCUUUUUGGUCGGUUCCUAAGGUUACUACUACAUGAUGGAAUCUUGAUCAAGCCGCUAUCGCUAUACAUGAAUAUUUACAUGAAAUGUGGGCCAAUCCUGGAGGUGGUGAACGAGAGACGAGAAUCGAGAAGCUCGAGUCGGCGACCAAGGCUUAGGUCCGGGAUGUACAUUUGUAGCGGACCGGAACACCUGCAUGUUAUCGACUCUAAUCGGGGCUUUGAAAGAUCGCAGUCCAUCACACGCGAGCACUUCCAAGGCGUCCUGCAACGCGUCUCGGGCACUGAUGUCGUCGUCGAGGCGCUUCAUCAGACUUCGUCAUUCACCGAUUGCUCGAAGCAAGCCACGGAAUAUCGCAGAGGACGAAUUCUACUGGCCGGUGAUAGGGCCCACAUCCAACCCCCAUUAGGCGCGCAAGGACUGAGUACCGGGAUCGGCGAUGCGAUGAAUCUUGGCUGGAAGCCAGCAGCGACGGUCAAGGGGCAGGCCUCCCCGCGGCUACUCGACACCUAUCACCAAGAGCGGCAUCCAGAGGAUGCUGAGGUGCUCGACUGGACUCGUGCUCAGGAGGUCAUAUUACGCCCGGAUUCUCAUGGCCGGGCCGUUGCCAAUAUCAUCUAG
Messenger RNA from Aspergillus alliaceus, 1041 nucleotides. Its product is annotated as FAD binding domain-containing protein. The transcript is spliced from 2 exons. NCBI's taxonomy places the organism in Eukaryota, Fungi, Ascomycota, Eurotiomycetes, Eurotiales, Aspergillaceae. Gene Ontology annotation, biological process: proteolysis. The coding region runs from base 1 to 1041 and encodes 346 amino acids. The record is from RefSeq and is a predicted model, not a curated record. Gene Ontology annotation, molecular function: metalloendopeptidase activity; FAD binding.